AUGUCGAAGAACACUGUAUUGAUAACGGGAGCGGCUGGUUGGCUGGGCGGCUUACUUUCUGGAGCUCUCCUCGCCGACCCUCAGACACCGGACGUUAGCUUCAUCCUUGCGGACAUCGUGGAACCCAAGGCCCCCGCAGGAGCUAAAGCUGUUACCAUCAAGGCUGAUUUGACGAAUCCUGAUGAAAUCGAGAAACUAUACCAGACAGAGUUGGGUACUCCAGAUACCGUGUACUGUCUGCACGGCAUCAUGUCCCGUGGGUCGGAAGACAACUUCGACCUUGGUUUGAAGGUGAACAUUGAUUCAAUACGGCUAAUGCUCCAAGCGGCCCGUAAAUACGGCGCGGACAGGCCCGCUCCUAUAAGAUUCAUCUUCACUUCGUCUCUUGCUGUUUACGGCGGCCCCCUGUCUGACGUUGUGACACCUGAUACGAUCGCAACGCCUGAAGGUGCCUAUGGUAUGGGAAAGCUAACUUCAGAGCUUCUUGUCAACGAGUUUUCGCGACGAGGGUUUGUUGAUGGGCGUAUCAUCCGUCUUCCUACCGUCGUUGUCCGACCAGGGGUCCCCUCGGCGGCGACUUCUGCAUUCAUUUCAGGUAUCAUCCGAGAGCCGCUGAAAGGCGUCAAAGCUAUAUGCCCUGUUGGUAGCUCCUUCGAUUCGCCAGAGCUCGAACUCGCCGCGUGGCUUGCUAGCCCCGAGACCACCAUCAAGAACUUUGUGCAGGCGAAACACGUCCCUGCAGAAAAGUUCUUGAAGCAUACCCGUGUGGUGUGUCUGCCUGGAUUCACGGCGACUGUACGACAAGAACUAGAGGCUUUGGAGAAGGUUGCUGGCAAGGAGGCCUUGAAGCUCGUUACGUUCAAGGAUGACCCCAUCAACCGACGUAUUGUCUCUUCUUGGCCGGCUAAGUUCGACAACGCAUAUCCUUUGAGUCUCGGCUUCUUCGUUGAUGAGGGAGGUAUGGAGCCAAUCGUGCGGCAGUUUAAGAAGGAUGUUGAAGCUGGUAUCGCAUAA
Messenger RNA from Desarmillaria tabescens, 1014 nucleotides. RefSeq lists its product as uncharacterized. Bases 1 to 1014 code for a protein of 337 amino acids. Lineage: Eukaryota; Fungi; Basidiomycota; Agaricomycetes; Agaricales; Physalacriaceae. The transcript is spliced from 5 exons. The record is from RefSeq and is a predicted model, not a curated record.